Molecule: messenger RNA, 6629 nt
Organism: Chelmon rostratus (copperband butterflyfish)
Lineage: Eukaryota; Metazoa; Chordata; Actinopteri; Chaetodontiformes; Chaetodontidae
Gene: nfatc3a
Product: nuclear factor of activated T cells 3a
Exons: 10
Coding region: 161-3454 (1097 amino acids)
Biological process (GO): regulation of transcription by RNA polymerase II; calcineurin-NFAT signaling cascade; cytokine production
Cellular component (GO): transcription regulator complex
Molecular function (GO): RNA polymerase II cis-regulatory region sequence-specific DNA binding; DNA-binding transcription factor activity, RNA polymerase II-specific; transcription factor binding
Source: RefSeq, a predicted model, not a curated record
CACGAGUUCGUGCGUGGACCAGAUUCUGUUGAGUUAAAUGAACAAAAGUUGAAGUUCCUCGUCGUGGCAGUCGGUAAAUGUUGUGAUAUUUUAGGAGAGCAUAAAUUGCUCCAGCGGUCGACGGUCGAGUGGCGGGGUAAAACCCGAGCUGUCAAACCCGAUGACUACUGCAAACUGCCCCGGUAAUGAGGAGCUGGACUUCAGACUGAUCUUCGGAGAGGACGGGCAGCAGCAGCCGUUAGGCCCCGCAGAUCUGGAGCCUGAUGACAACACUUCAUUCUACAUCCUAAACGUGGGCCAGCCCCAAUCUAUGGUCACCAACCACCAGUCUAUUGGUCUGCCUCGUCAUGGCAUGCAGUCCCACUCCCAGGUCAUCAGCACUUCGCCAUGCUUUCAGUCACACAAAACAGGACCUGAACCUCCGAGCUAUGAGGCACAAGACUCCAAGUACGGCACCUCCCCCCUGCUGCCCUCUGUUCCUGUGGAGGCACCAAAGGCCUUUGAAUGUCCCAGUAUCCAGAUAACCUCUAUCUCCCCCAGCUGCCAGCAGGAGAUGGAUGCCAAUGAAGAGGAUCUCAGGGCCAAUGGCCCUGAUGGGGACUACCAUGGUGAUAGGCCCCUGUCAAGAGACCACCUGUAUCUCCCCCUGGACCACUCAUACCGGGACUCUUCGCUCAGCCCUAGCCCAUGCAGCAGCCUCUCCUCUAGGAGCUGGUUCUCUGAUGCCUCAUCCUGUGAAUCAUUCUCACACAUCUAUGACGAUGUUGACUCAGAGCUAAAUGAAGCAGCUGCCCGAUUCACCCUGGGCCCACCGCUUACUUCUCCAGGCGGUGCCUCCCCUCAAACCAGUGGUGGCGUUUUGGAGGAGCAGCCCCACUGGCAACACCACCACCCUGCCUUUGUGCAUCACUCCCACUCUAUCAGCCUGUCACCCCGACAAUCACCCUGCCACUCGCCUCGCACCAGUGUCACUGAUGAAAAUUGGCUUAGCCCACGGCCACCUUCAAGGCCCUCCUCACGUCCCACCUCACCCUGUGGGAAGAGACGCCACUCGAGCGCUGACAUCUGCUACCCUGGCUCAUUGUCUCCUCAUCACUCACCCACACCCACACCAGGACCUUCACCAAGGGGCAGCGUGACAGAGGACACCUGGGUUGGCAGUCCUUCUGCAGGCAUGUCACCCUUCCAGUGCUGCCCAUCUGAGGCUGACAUCCCAUCCAAGACAAGGAAGACCUCACAGGACAGAACAGCUCUGCAGACUGGGAAAGGGGAGCUGGGGUCAGAUGACCAGGGAAGUAUGUCUCCUAGUCUAGACUCUCCUUCAGACGAGGCCCUGCACAGCCUGAAGAAGGAUGGGCCUGGGGAACAGUUCCUGUCAGUACCCUCUCACUUCUCAUGGAAUAAACCCAAGCCUGGUCAUACACCAAUAUUCAGGACCUCCUCACUGCCUCCCCUAGAUUGGCCACUGCCAAGCCAGUUUGGCCAGUAUGAGCUCAAGAUAGAGGUGCAACCUAAAGCCCACCACCGAGCGCACUAUGAGACCGAGGGCAGCCGAGGAGCUGUCAAAGCAGCAUCUGGUGGCCACCCACUUGUCAAGCUCAUUGGCUACAGCGAGAAGCCUGUCAACCUGCAGAUGUUCAUUGGAACAGCAGACGACCGUUACUUGAGGCCGCACGCCUUCUACCAGGUGCACCGGAUCACCGGGAAAACCGUAGCCACAGCCAGCCAAGAAAUUAUAGUCUCCAGCACCAAAGUUCUUGAAAUUCCUCUCCUGCCCGAAAACAAUAUGUCAGCCAGUAUCGACUGUGCUGGCAUCCUCAAGCUGCGGAACUCAGACAUUGAGCUGCGGAAGGGAGAGACGGAUAUAGGAAGAAAGAACACACGGGUCCGGGUGGUGUUCCGAGUGCACAUCCCUCAACCCAACGGGAAGGUGUUGUCGCUGCAGGCUGCCUCUAUUCCUGUGGAGUGCUCCCAGCGUUCAGCUCAAGAGCUGCCCCAGGUAGAGAAAUCCAGCCUGACCAGCUGCCUGGUCAGCGGGGGAGAAGAGAUGGUCAUCACCGGCUCCAAUUUCUUUCCAGAGUCCAAGGUCAUCUUCCUGGAGAAAGGCCCUGAUGGACGACCACAAUGGGAAGUUGAGGCAAAAAUAAUCCGUGAGAAAUCUCAAGGAUCAUGCAUCAUGGUGGAGGUCCCUCCCUACCACAGUAAGACUGUGGGCUCAGCUGUGCAGGUGCAGUUCUAUGUCUGCAAUGGCAAAAGGAAAAGGAGCCAAUCACAACGCUUCACUUAUCUUUCAGUCAUGGUGAAACAGGAGCACAGAGACGAGCUGGACCUUCCUGCAGUUCCCCCUAUGUCCAUGCCCCUGGUACAUUCUGCCAGUCUGGUGCGCACCCAGCUGCCUUCUCCUGAGCAGGGCCACCCAUCGGACAACCUUCUGUCCAGCUCCCCUCACGGCCUGGCCAUGGGCUCUGGACCUGGUCUGCUACCCCUGCAGGCCCCCUGCCCCUCCCUGGGCUCCCCGUCUUUCCAGCACCUGCCUCACCUCCAGGGCCGCAGUUUGCACCACCCCCCUGCAGACUGCCACAUGACGUUCCACCCGAACUCUGCUCCAGCUCCUCAUCCUGCUCCUGCCCGGCCCUCCUACCAGCCUUUGCAGCACAGCCACAGUCACGGUCAUAGCCUGCCCUUCAAUGGCCAGUCCAGCCUUCCUCCUCAGGGCUAUGAGAGGAUGCCCUUUCAGCACAGCCCCGGUGCAGCAUCACACCCAAUGGGUAUGGGAAUGGUGUACUCCUCCUCCCCUUGCUCCUCGCCAUCAGCGCCCUCCUCUUCAACCACCAACCCCAUUGUUGGGUCUCCCCAGAACCAGCAACCCCUGCUCACACCGUCGUCCACACACCUACACACACUUGGAGGCUAUCACUGCUCCCCAAAUCCCACCCAGGUGCCCUCUCCCAGUGGCCACCCCCUUGUGGGACAGCACUCCUCCCAACUUCAGAGGGCUAUGGGCUACCACCCGGUAAGUCAGAGGUCAGCCUCCUGCCCUACACCGUCCAGCGCCCCUCCUCCACGUAUGAUUCCCUCUCCGCACUCUGGGCCUUCCUCCCCUCAGCUCCACUCACUGCCCUACCAGUCUCCCACCUCAUCCUCCCCCACAUCUGGUGGCAGUCCACUGGGGCAGCAUUCAGGACAGCCUUCUCCCCAGGCUACAAGCCCGGUCAUGGCCAGCCUGUCCCCAGUGGCAGCAGGGCCUCUGGUCCACCCUCUAAGUCCACAAGGGCCCUUCCCUUCAGAUGGGGAGAGGCUGAACAUCAAACAGGAGCCAGAGGACAGGGAGCCCACGUUCCGCUCCAUCGGCCUGCAGGACAUCACGCUGGAUGAUGUGAAUGAAAUCAUCGGCAGAGACAUGUCCCAGUCCCCCAGCACUCAUGGUCCUCCAUCAGCACACAACCAGUCAUAACUCAGCCCACGCUCAUCCCCUCCAGCUCUGAACCCUACAACCCCCACAGCUCCAACACUGACCCUGGACCCUCGUCCAGCUGCUGGUCCUGCAUGCGAUGGGACAAGAGGGCAGGAAGAAAUAAGAGUGACUGUGGUCAAAGACAAGUUACGGUUGGAGAUUCUGUUAAAGCGUCAUGGACCUGCCAGAUCACCAGUCUGACAGGAAGACCCUCUCAUCUGUCUCCUCUCAUUGCAUUUGAAACUGUACUAUUUCUCUCAGUUAGAGACAUGGAUGCAGAACUCACACCUGCAGGAGAAUGUAGACAUGCGGCUGAGAUGGUUGGAGAGUAAUGAGGAUUUAAGAAAUUGCCGUCCCUCUUCAUUAGGCCUGACCUUUCAAAGCACAGCUGUCUUCCUGACCAAUCAGCUCUCUGUGAGUUUGGAGCACUGUCUUUUUCAAAUAACUUUAUAUAGUGGAGACAAUACAAUGGCGUGUGUUGUCACCCCCCUUCUCACCAGCAUUGUCCUUCAUGAAUGAAGACACCUUGAGACACAAAAGAAUAAGAGAGACUCAGGAGUGCACGGUGCUCUCACAGGAAGCCAGAGCUGGGAUUCAAAACGGAGUUUCUCAGGCACCAUUUUCAUAGACAUCAGGAUACCAAGACUCCCAGGACGCUACAAAACAUGUUAGGUUGGCCUGAGUGAGCAUGAUGUGGCAAAACUAAUCACACAUGGAAGUUGGAGAAAAAUUAGUCAUUAGCUGUAAAAUUAUUAGCUAUUAUAAUGAUUAUUGUAAUUAUUAGCCGUGAAUUUCCAAAUUCAAAUCAAACCGACCAGAAUGAAUCAGUAAAAAUCCUUCAGAAAAAUUCUGUGUAACGCUGAACUUUCCAGUCGGGUCCCAGUUUUCCGCUCGUGGCUUAGUGAUGACGACACUGUGCGCUCCUUGUUUUUCUCCCUUUUAAAUGAUAAAACCAUUCAGGUCUGGAGUGCAGGGGCCCGGCGGGGAGGACGAGCUCCUCUGGCGCUGGUCUGGGAUCUGCAACCUGCAACAUUCCACAACGUUUAGUAACCUUGCAGCCGUGUAGAUAUCUGUACAUGAAUCCCCCUCUUUCUCCUCUGUUUCAUCGUUACGUCCUCUCUCUCAUGUGUUUCCUUGUCUUCUUCAAGUUGAACAAAUGCCUUAUUAACACUUAGCAGCUUUGAAUGGUAGCGAAAGCUUUUUUUUUUGUCGUUUUGCACAGCUGGCUUUGAGUUUUACUAGAAUAUUUUUCCGGAAACAGAUGUGCGACUUGGGUCGCGUGGAUAUGACUUGAUGAAUCCUGAUGAAGCGAUGGCGUCAGUUAGCCCUCCUGAUCACUUUCAUUCAAAGAUAUUUGAAGAUGCCCGUUAUUUCCAUGUUACAGAGAAGUGUUUUCCUGAAGCCACAGAGGCAGACCUCUCUGUCUCUGAAAUUUAUUCUCAUGCAAUACUUCCCCAGAUCUCCCAGGGGCCCUGCGUGCCUUCUAAUUCCUAACAGCCACUGUACCUGUGAUGGUGUGACAGCUUAGCCGAGUUUAAUCAGAAAAACAAAAAGUUUUAAUAAUAUUUUAUACUGAAAGAUGUCUGUAUAUUGCAUUUAUGUAUUGUCCCCCCUUCUCUAAGGAACAAGGUCAAAUCCCAACAACAGAUCAACAUCUGGAUCAAACAGGGUCUUCCACAUCCCCUGUUUGCAACAAUUGAUGUUGAAGUUCACAAUCAAAGACUUAUCCUUAUUUGUCUCCAGAAUUGUGUCUGUUCACAAUGAUGUAUUCAUUAAUAUUUCUUAUGCUGACGGACGCACAGUUCCUGCACGGCAGCAAUCACGUAGUCUGAAGGAAAGCAUGUCUUCAGGCAGGUUUCUAGUCAGUUACAGUUACAGAUGUGGAUGUGAACAGACAGACACAGAUUCUGGUGCGAAGAUUCCCUUUGGCUUUUUUGCCUUAAGCUUGACAAUGAUGCUCCGUGAUGUGAGAGCCGAGGAGUGUUGCUUAUGACGGUUUGAAGUCAGUUUCCUGGUGAAAAUGAUUCUGCUAUGCAUUAAAAUUCUGCCUAAUGCCUUUAAAAUGAGGGGAAAAAAGACAAAAAAGACCUUGAUGCCUAUAGAAGUAGAGAGUAGACUUGUUGUAGAUGCUUGAUCGAUUCUGUUAGCAUCCUGGAGUUGUCCGUCAGCCAAUCUGCCUUGUCAAGGACGCAGUGCAAGCAUCUUAAUAGGUUCAGGUGUGUGUGAGUGAGUGUGAGUGUGUGUGGUUGUGGAUGGUUGGUGUUUGUACCAAAUACGUUGUACAGAAGACAGGAAUUUUUAGAGUCCUAUUUUCAACAACAGAAGCACACACAUAUUUAGGCUAUGCAAACUAUAACAGCAGCAAAUGUGAGAUAUGACAUUAAAUAUGAAAAAUGAGAUUAUAAACUAUUUGUAUUAAUGUUGCUUAUGAACUUCACAGAGCGGAAAGAAAAAAAAACAUUCAGGUAGUGAGAGUAUCAUGUCACUAUGUAAACUAUUAGGAUGCCUUAACUCUUGUUUGAAAACCAGUUUGUCAGUGUGUGUGUAUGCUGUUCUGGGUUGAUUUUUUUUUUUUUGUCAUGACUAAGACAUAAGUCAGUAACUAUUAUUAUUAUUAUUAUUUGUUUGUAUUUGGGGGGCACAGGGUGGACAUAGAGGGGUUAGGUGGGAGAAGGUAGAUGGCUUUUUUGCAUAUGAAGCUGGUUCUGCAGCUUGAAAGACUCAACAGAAAACGAAACAAAACCAGCAUUGACAGUAAUCUCUGGCUGCCGUCCUCUUCUGUCACAACCAAAGACCGAACAAUAUGUUCCCAUUUUACAUUUUGGUUAAGCAACAGAGACUGUACAACUCUAUUUUUGAUACUUUGAAAUGGAUGUCAUUCCUAAAAGGUUGGGGACAUGUAUGAGUGUUGAAUAUAUAUAUAUAUAUAUAUAUAUAUAUAUAUAUAUAUAUAUAUAUAUAUAUAUAUAUAUAUAUAUGAGAUGUUUUGUAAAAUAAUAAAAGGGAAAUACAGGUUUAGCUGAUGCUGAUGUUUACCGAGCCUUGUAUUGUCAUUUCUUGUAUAUUUUGUAUGUUAAAAUUUUUUUGUAAUUUUCAAGACUGCAGUGCUUUUUGAAAUUAUUCAAAGGGAAUACCUUGCAUCAUACUGUAGGCUCUAAAGUAGUGUAUAUCAAUA